Molecule: messenger RNA, 1028 nt
Organism: Ipomoea triloba (trilobed morning glory)
Lineage: Eukaryota; Viridiplantae; Streptophyta; Magnoliopsida; Solanales; Convolvulaceae
Product: protein COBRA-like
Exons: 4
Coding region: 61-729 (222 amino acids)
Biological process (GO): cellulose microfibril organization; plant-type cell wall cellulose biosynthetic process
Cellular component (GO): plasma membrane
Source: RefSeq, a predicted model, not a curated record
UGUGUCUCCAUUUGCCAAUAAUGGAGUACUGUAUUUCAAUUCCUUCUUCUAAUUUUGGAGAUGGGCUUUUCCAGGUCUAUACUACUAUUACUAGUGUUGGCCUUCUUCAUUUGCUGCUUCAGCUUCUCAUCUGCUGAUGCUGCCAGUCAUGAUCUUAACCAUGGUGGAAACAUCACCAUAAACUGGGAUGUCAUCUCCUGGACACCUGAUGGCUACGUUGCCGUUGUGACCAUAUAUAACUAUCAGAGGUUGAGGAAGAUCCGAGAACCAGGUUGGACAUUGGGAUGGAGAUGGGCAAAGUACGAGGUGAUAUGGAGCAUGAUGGGAGCUCAAACAACAGAGCAAGGAGAUUGUUCCAGAUUCAAAGGAAACAUCCCACAUUCCUGUCGGAGGGCUCCGGAAGUUGUGGACUUGCUGCCCGGUACUCCCUACAACCAACAGGUAGCAAAUUGCUGCAAAGGAGGGGUGCUUAGCUCGUGGGGAUCUAGAGCCGCCGUGAGUGAAUUCCAACUCUCUGUUGGGGAAGCCGGAACCACCAAUAAAACAAUGAGGCUGCCCAAGAAUUUCACCUUUGAAGCGCCGGGGAGUGGCGGAGGAUAUGCUUGUGGAGCCGCCAAAAUCGUGAGGCCUACAAGAUUCGUGACCCCAGAUGGGAGAAGAGUCACACAGGCUAUGAUGACAUGGAAGCUGAGUUGCUUGUACUCGAACAAAUCUCCAAAAGUGGCAUAAUAUGCCCCUCGUCAUCCUCUUUCAAAACAAAAUGCUCCAGAAGAAGCCUCGUAGCUAGAGGGCUAUAUAUAUAUAUAUGUUCCUCAUAGUUUUGUGCACUUCAGUUCAGUUCUGUUAUGUUCCAUUGAUAAUUAUGAAUUUGCUUAAUCGCUUGUGGCCUGUUGGCGUGAAAUAAACCCACUACUGCAACGGUUGUGGAUUUGUAAUAAAGUAUUGACUAUUAAAAAAAUGGCUGGGUUGAAUAUGUUAUUCUACUUUUAGCGAAUGCGUCAUUAGAUAUUUCAACGGAAUUUUUAAAA